AUGGUUGCAUCGGUGGGAAAGUCGAAGAUCCGCCGCAUCGGCAAGAAGAAGGGCGCGACGCUGAGGGAUGUUAACCCGUGGCGCUGGGCCAAGACGUGUGCGCACCACCUUAAGCGGGAGGGCAAGCUCAUGGUGCCGAACUGCACCGAGAUCGUGAAGACGUCACACGGCCGCGAACGUGCGCCGCAGAACCCUGACUGGUACUACAUUCGCUGCGCCGCCGUGCUGCGCGCGGUGUACAUGCGCCCAGGUGUCGGCUACGGUGGCCUCAGCAAGCGCUUCUCCAACAAGAAGAACCGCGGCAGCCGCCCGGAGAUUACGACGCGCGCCUCCCGCGGGCUGCUUCACUGGUGCUGCAAGAGCCUGCGCAACCUCGGCCUCAUCGAGAAGUGCGAGGAGUCUGGCCACCGCAUCACCAAGGCUGGCCGCAAGGUUUCGGACUCGCUCGCAUUCAAGGUUGCCAUCCGUAAGCUCAACAACCCCACCGCUGCUAAGUAA
Trypanosoma grayi is the source of this 498-nucleotide messenger RNA. Its product is annotated as putative ribosomal protein S19. The transcript has a single exon. The record is from RefSeq and is a predicted model, not a curated record. Gene Ontology annotation, biological process: translation; ribosomal small subunit assembly. Bases 1 to 498 code for a protein of 165 amino acids. NCBI's taxonomy places the organism in Eukaryota, Euglenozoa, Kinetoplastea, Trypanosomatida, Trypanosomatidae. Gene Ontology annotation, molecular function: structural constituent of ribosome; RNA binding. Gene Ontology annotation, cellular component: ribosome; cytosolic small ribosomal subunit.